This is a messenger RNA of Nicotiana tabacum (common tobacco), 939 nucleotides long. NCBI's taxonomy places the organism in Eukaryota, Viridiplantae, Streptophyta, Magnoliopsida, Solanales, Solanaceae. The record is from RefSeq and is a predicted model, not a curated record.
CUUGGAAAACUCUGUAACCUGCAGUCUUAUCAACCUGGCUAUACUGCUCCACCACCGCUUUCUCCUUCUGAAGAUAUUGCCAUCGACAUCAGUGAGGGCUGGACAGUGGCUGGUACUCAGCUUGACUUGCAUGAUCCACGGCUUCUUGCGAUGGCAGCUGCAGACCGCCAUCUCUUGGAGGCUGACUAUGACGAGUACGCUGAUUCAAGUGCUAGUGGAGCUGCAUUUUGUCGUUCUGCUGCUCUAAUUUUAAUGGCCCUUCUAUUAUUGAGGCAUGCUGUGACCAUCGGAAAUGAUGAUGGAGAUGAUGACGAUGUCUCCACCUUUUUCUCUCUUUUUUUGCUCCGUGCUGCUGGUUUUCUUCUACCUUGCUACAUCAUGGCUUGGGCUAUCAGUAUCAUGCAGCGUCGAAGGCAAAGACAGGAGGCAACAGCACUAGCAGCAGCAGAAGUUGCUUUCAUGCUGCAGGCAGGGCAACAUAGGGGCUUGCAUGUAACAAUAGCACCAGGACCUGCACAGGCAGCUGAACCUUCAGCAACACCAGCACACCCAACAACUCAUGUUGCAACACCAACCGCCCAGGCGACACCCCCUCCUCCAGAGCUAGUAUAAAUGGCUUUGCUCAGUUUGCUUGUUAUAAAAUAGUUGCCGAUAGGGGCAUUUUACUGUUGGUAAGUUGCACAAGACGGGGAUGAGUAGAAGGGUAGAGGAGUAUCUUUUCCCUUUUUGCUUUUUCGAUUUAUUAGCUGUAUCUUUGCAUUGCCAAAUUUGGAGUGCAGAGGCUGAAACUAUUUCCAUUUGUUCAAUUUUUCAUUAAUGUUUGAACGUGUAAAAAAUAUAGCAGCCAACUUAGCUGCUUUCAAUGUGGAGAUACCAUAUCUUCACAUCGUGUACAUUGUUUAUAUAUUACCAUUAUGGUUUACUCUUCCUCCCGCUUAA